Messenger RNA from Olea europaea var. sylvestris, 6169 nucleotides. RefSeq lists its product as uncharacterized. The coding region runs from base 657 to 5789 and encodes 1710 amino acids. The transcript is spliced from 10 exons. Lineage: Eukaryota; Viridiplantae; Streptophyta; Magnoliopsida; Lamiales; Oleaceae. The record is from RefSeq and is a predicted model, not a curated record.
AACUCCGCCCCCACUCCAACAGUUCGUUGAAAAUUUCCCCCACUUUUAUCUUUUUUCACGGCAAAGACACCUAAUUUUCUUCCUCCAUUAUCUCUCCUACCACUCUCUCUCUCGGUAAAAAUCUUUCCCGUUUGCCGAUUCAAAACUCUAAGGUCAAUAACGCACGAUCGAAAUUUUUCAGCUCAUUUUUCUAUUUUUAUUCGCAUCUCGAUGUUCACACACCCGUUCAGAAUUUGAUUUUCCAUUGCUGUCCUGAAUGACACAAUUCUAAUUUAAUAGUACAAAUUGAUUGGAGAGUAGAUUUGGAAGAAACAAAUUGAUUUGAAGUGAUAUGAUUACACACCUUGACAUCUGGGCCCACAGCUGCUAUAGAAAACAUUGGUUUAUGAUAAAAUAAAGGAUAUCAAACAAGGGUUUAGUUUUUAUUGACUGUCUCUACUGUUCUUAUUCAGGGAAAGGUGUACGGGGUUGGCUCUUAGUUUUAAGAGAAUUAUGAUGUUUUCAAUAAGUUCUAUUUGCUUGUCAAAAAUAACUAGUUUAUGACAUUGUAUGCAUGUACCAGUGCGCAAGAAAUUCGAAAUUUAGGUAGUCGAUCCUAUAUUUGUCAGUUUCGUGUACCAAUGCGCAAAAGCUGAAAUUUUGGGUGUCAACCAUCUAUGCCUGGCAAUGAACUCGGAGAUGGUGUCCACAAUUUCUUUGCACAAGACAACUUGUCACAGGAACAGCAUCAUUCACAAAUUGUAGAAGGGAAUCGGCCUGUGCUAAACAACAAUUUCUGGGUUGGCAGCCAGAGAAAAUUUGAUUUAUCACAUUCUGAUUCAAAAAAUUAUGGUUCACAUAUCUCAGGUAGAGGUAUAGGACAGGGCAAUUAUGCCCUUCACGCUUCACAUGGCUCGAAUUUCGAUCAAACUACUGCGAGGCCUAGUUUUGCUAAAAGUCAGUACCAAAGCGAACAGCCAAAUUUGAAUGUCUAUACGUACGAAAAUCGGGUUCACCAGACGAAGGUUAUUGAAGCUAACUCUGUGACAGUGGAUGCCGAUUCUGAUCAGCAUCUUCUAACUGCCUCGAGAGGCCUAUCUAUCCAUGAAUUCCAGAAAGGGAGCGGCCUUGAACAUCAAGCAAAAACUUCAUUGAGCUCAGAAGCAAUAUCUCCCUUAAGUUUUGAUCUUUUUGGUGGUCAGCAGCCGAUGAGUUUUCAGCAAUCAAGCAUGCUGCGAUCUUUGCAACAUCAACAAUCUGGGAUUAACGACAUGCAGCAAGUGCAACAAGAAGCCUUUAUCAAGAAAAUGCAAGAGCUUCAAAGACAGCAGCAACUAGAUCUAAAGCAAAGGAAUUUGUUUAAUCAGAUUUCCCCCUUUGCUAAACAGGCAUCUGGUAGCCAGUCCUCUCUUAACAAUGACACUCCAAAUUCUGAAGCAUCACAUUAUGCAUGGAUGGUCGACCAUGGUAAUGCAAACUGGCUGCAUCAUGCCUCCAGUGGACUUGCUUUUAAUCCGAAUCUUGGUCAGACACGACGCUUAGCGGAUUUGGUGCCUCAACAGGUUGAUCAAUCUCUUUAUGGAGUUCCUGUUUCUAGUUCAAGGGGUGUAGCUGUAAACCAAUAUUCACAGAUGGGAAAGGAUAGAUCUCCUAUGAUGCAAAUGUCGACCAAUAGUAAUUCUCUUCCAGGACAAUAUACUGGUUUGCAAGAUCAGAUUAGUGUACAGGGCAGGGCAUUGAUAUCUGGACAGAGAUUUCAGAAUGAAAAGAUUGGACAUACUUCUAGUCAAGCUUUAAGUACUGGGAUAAAUAUGGAGAUCCUCCAACAAGUGAAUCCCAUGCAAAGAAACACACCUCAGCAGGACUUCUGGGGGAGGCAAGAGCUCUCUGUUCCACAGGAAGCCUCAACUGAAAAACCAACAAAGCAAGUUGCUUCGUCUCGGAAUGAUGGUGCCCUGGAUCCCAUGGAAGAAAAGAUUUUGUUUGGUUCAGAUGAUAAUGUGUGGGCUGCCUUGGGCAAGAGCAAUAAUAUGAGUGACGAAACUGUUAAUUUAUUUGAUAGUGGUGGGUUAUUGGAUGGGGUUCCCUCUCUUCAAAGUGGUAGUUGGAGCGCUCUUAUGCAGUCAGCUGCUGCAGAAACUUCUAGCAGUGAUAUGGGGUUGCAGGAUGAGUGGAGUGGUCUAAUUUAUAACAAUGCUGAGGUCCCUUCAGGAAACAAGCACCCUUCUAUGUACAAUAACCAUGGGAAACAAGAGGUAUCUUUGGUGGGUGACAAUGUGCGACUGCCUUCAACUAUGAGUUCUGGAUCUGCUGCUCCUUGUGAUGCCACCAAUACUAACAACCAAUACCAGAAUUUUAUGGGAUUCAAUCAUUUUGGACCCAAGUUUCAAGGUGGACCUCGUCAAAGACUGCAGCCUGAGAAGUCUCAAAGGCCUGUUUCCUUGGAGGAAGAAGGCAAGUGGUCGGGUAGCAGUUCACUACAAAGAGUUGCUGAAGGGAGUCAGAUGUAUAGGAAUGCCUCACAACCUUCUCUUGAUGUAGAGAAAAAUGCUAAGAGCAUUUCUACUCCUUUGGUCCAUGAGCACAGUGGAGCUGGACAACUGCCAAACAAUUGUAAUAAUUCAUCAGCUCUCUCUUAUGGUGGAGAUCGGGUGGUAAAUGACCGUGAGAUUGGAAACUUGUCACAAAAUUCUCAAAGCAAUCCAAUAAAGGCGAUACAUGAAGCAGCGGAUUAUAGACGUUCUUCAUGGACGUUAAAUUCUGCUCCAAGUUCAACUGUUGAAUUGGGUAGUCCUCAAGUAAAUAAAGGAGGUUGGAGUUUGAAUGAUGCUGCUUUAGUACCUAACUCAGUAACCACAAGGGUUGAUGAAGAAACCAGUCCAUUUGUUCAAAAUAAUUAUUUAUUUCAACAACAGAAGAAUGCCAACUCUUUGGUUAAAUCCCCAGGGGGUGACGGCUUGGGGAGAAUGCUGCACCAGGUUAACGAAGGCAAUAAGGAGGAAAUUGCAAGACAUGAGACGAAGAAUUAUGAUCUGAUGGAUAAUUCUAAUGACAGCCGUCAGUCUAACUUAUCUCAGCACACUUCUGCUGGUUUCAUGGGACGUGGGAUGUCAGAUGCUAGUGAUUCACAAUCUCUGGCCCCAGGGAAACAAAAGUCAAUCACUGAGCCUGGCCAUAAAGCUUCUGGUACUCACAAGUUCCAGUAUCAUCCCAUGGGAAACCUGGAUGAGGAUAUCGAACCUUCCUAUGGUUUCAAGCAACCUACCCAUGUACAGCGAAUGUCCUCACAAAAUAACGACUUUGAGCUGUCAAAGUUUCUGGGUCAGGUUCCAAAGAAUUCUAUAGUAGUGGAAAAGGGGCAGUCUUCUGAUCUUCAAAUAGACGGUAAAAACCCUGAUGAGGGGCCAUCCCUUGAGAACCAGUCUGGCUAUGGCAGAUCAGUUGAUACACACACAUCAAACAAGGCUUCUCCAUCAAGUCAAAACAUGCUGGAUCUUCUUCACAAGGUGGAUCAAUCGAGGGAUCAAGGUAUUGUGAGGCACUUUGAUUCUUCAAAUGGUAGUGGACCAUCUCAACUGCCUGAAGCAGAAAACUGGGAUGGGCUAGUUGGCCGCCUUCAAAAUACUCAAUCUUCUGUCUCUCCAGGUUUUGGAUUACAACUUGGUCCCCCAUCUCAACGCAUUCAUAAACCUGACCGUUUGUUGUCUUCUCAGAAUGCUCAACAUGCUUUUGACUCUUUGCAUUUUAGUCGUACUGCUGGAGAAAUUGGAGAGAAGGACCAGAAUAUGGCUUCAACACCCUCGGUUCAAUCUUUUCCUCUUUCUAAUGAACAAUCCCUGGUUGAAUUUGAAAAUAACAAAUCUGGAUCUCCGAGACAAUAUGGAACUGAAGCCUCUCUGUAUAAGAUACCUGCAAAUUUUUCUUCUGCUCUCAAUUCCAGUUUUCCCUAUCCAGGAAGUCAUUUUCAAAAUCAACAGAUAACUAGGACACAAGGACAGAGAUCUCAACCUAUUGAUUUGUCGUCAAAGAAUAAUGCUUCACAGUCUAUCCUAAAAGGGUCUGCGGAGGCCUUUUCACCUGAUGUAUCUGGCAGUGUUGCACAUGAUAAUUUGGCUUCAUUGGAGGGUAUGUCACAACGAACUGGCACUAAUGAUCCACGAGAAAGAGGGAAAGCUGCGAUGAUGUCAGCCAAUGAUCACGUGCCGGCUUCUCAGCCUUUUUCCAGGUCUGACAUUUUUCAACAUGGUGCUGCUGCACAACUGCUGCGUAAUAUGUGGGCCAAUGUUCCUACAAACAAAAAUACUUUGGGUGCUCCGUAUCACACGGUGUCAUCAAAUUUUUUUCAGUCUCCCCUGCCAAAUAUUGUGGAAUCAAGCACUUCCAUCCCACUGGCUCAAGGUGAUCAUGAUGUGAGAAAAGAAAGGAAUUUCCCAUCUGAGUUUGGUGCAAUUCCUACAAACUCCCGAUGUGUCAGUGGGGAAGAGGAAACGUUGAAAGAACGUUUUAAUCAACAACUUGGAAAAUCUGCCUCCAUCAACCAUCUGUCUGAUGAUUCUCCUGCAAAUUCUGCUUCAACACAAAAGGAUAUUGAAGCCUUUGGUCAAUCUUUGAAGCCAAAUAGUUUCUCUCAUCAAAAUUUCUCCUUGCUAAAUCAAAAGCGGGCCAUGAAGGAUGCGGAGACUGAUCCAAACAAUAGGGUCUCAAAGAAAAUAAAAGGACCAGAUAAUGGUCUGACUGUUCAUCAAGUAGCUUUGAACACAAGGCAGUCAAAUGAACACGGUACUUUUCUUGUAGAUUCAUUAGGUUCUAGUACUACAGUUUCUUCUGGAGAUGGAGGGAUUCUAAGCUUUUCCAAGCCAGCUGACUUUUUGGAAAGUAACAUAUCUUCUCAACAUGGAAAUAUAGCUACAAAACUUGGUUUUGGUCCAGAUGUUUCACAAAGCAACUAUCUUAGUGAUACUAGAGUUGAGCAACCUCAUGUUAGUCCUCAGACGGCUCCAUCCUGGUUUAAUCAGUAUGGAACUUUUAAAAAUGGGCAAAUGCCACACACAGUCACCUCUUUCAGAACUGCAGAACCAUCUUUUCCUCUUUCAAAAUCUUCCGGUAAUUUUCAUGCACUUAGUCUGAUGGAGCACGGAACUACCAAUGCUGUUAAUACAUGUCAAGUUGGUCGCAUCUUUAAUUCUGCACCCACAUCAGUAGCAACUGGGCCCAAUAAGCAGAAGAAUGAUACUUCUAAACUUCACCCUUGGCACAAAGAAAUAUCACAGGGUUCACAGAACCUUCAGAUUCACAGCUUAGCAGCAGUAGAAUGGGCAAAAGCAGCAAAUUGUCUAACUGAAAAGGUUGAAGAUGAUGUUGAAUUCAUUGAAGAUGGACCACCUAUUCAUAGAUCAAAAAGAAGGCUGGUCAUGACAACACAGCUUAUGCAGCGGCUGUUUCGCCCUCCAUCCGCUGCAGUUUUCUCUGCUGAUGCCAGUUUAAAUUAUGAUAGUGUGGCUUACUCUGUCUCUAGAAUGGCACUAGGUGAUGCGUGCAGUGCAGUUUCUUGCUCAAUUAAUUCAAAUAUGGCUUGUAAUGGAAUAAACUUGCUUGCUGCUGAGGGCACGCCAUCAAGCAAGAAUGGCGAUAAGCAUUUUGCAGAAGUUAUUGAAGAAUUGAUGGGUAGAAUGAAGAAGCUAGAAAAUGAAUUCUUGAGAUGCCUGCCUUUUGAUUUUCUGCUAGAAUCUCAGGGUAAUUGCCCUAUAUCUUUCAAAGAAACUGGAGAUAGAUGUCUGAAGAAUGAGACUGCCCUGUCUUGUUUAUAUUGAAAGUAGCUUAAAGGGCAUCUUCCUAGAGCGUGUAGAGAUACAGGAUUUGCAUUUAGAUCUGAGAAUCCACUCAGUGCUAGUAGGAUUCCACCUACAUUGGCUUGUAGAUUUGUAGAACUUCAAUUGGGCAGUCUUUGGUUAGCAAGAAAUGGUUCCAGUGGAAAGAAAAUGAAGUUAGGAACUGAAUUGGAAAUGACUACAGAAUGGAAUCUGGAUUUGCCAUUCGAUGUCUGGAUUGAUAUAUUAUUUGGAAGAUUAUUUGAUACAAAAUUUUUGGCAAUUGACAUUUUUUCUUUUAAUUCUGCACGUCGAACAUGUCUUAUUAACUUGUGGAAAUAAAGUGAGUGUAAGAGGCUGGAUAAGAAGCACGGUCACGGACA